GGGCCGCGGCCGCCGCCAGGGCCGGAGCGGGGCGAGACCGGCGGCCGGAUUUCGGGAGGGCGCAGCCCCCCCCGGCCAUGGGGCAGGGCGAGUCGCAGCAGGAGGCCGAGGGCUCGGUGCUGAGGGGGCUGCUGGCCGCCUUCGGCAGGGAGCAGCUCCCGGCGCGCGCGGUGCUGGGGACCAUCCUGUGCCUCGCCGUCCUCGUCAUGGCCGUCGCCGCGCUGGGCUGGUGGCUGCGCCUCAAGAAGGCGCCCGCGCAGGAGCCGCCGCGCUACCGCUUCCGCAAGCGGGACAAGGUCCUGUUCUACAGCCGCAAGAUCAUGCGUAAGGUGUCCCAGUCCACGUCCUCGCUGGUGGAUGCCACCACGGCCGGCGGCGCCGCGCGGCCCCGCAGCCGCAAGAAGCUCAAGGUGCUCAGCAUCGCCAAGAAGGUGUCGGCCAGCUUCCUGCGCAUCCAGAAGGAGCCGCCCACGCUGCAGCUGAAGGAGCCACCGCCCUCGGUGCUGGAGGCCGACCUGACCGAGUUCGACGUGGCCUCGUCGCACCUGCCCUCCGAGGUGCUCUACAUGCUCAAGAACGUCCGGGUGCUGGGACACUUUGAGAAGCCGCUGUUCCUGGAGCUGUGCAAGCACAUGGUGUUCCAGCAGUGCCAGCAGGGCGAGGACGUGUUCCGGCCCGGCCAGCCCGACACCAGCAUCUACGUCCUGCAGGAGGGCAAGCUGGAGCUGCUGCUCACCGAGACGGACGGGAAGGAGACAGUGAUGAAGGAGGUGUUCCCUGGGGACAGCGUCCACAGCCUGCUCAGCAUCCUCGACGUCAUCACGGGCCACCAGCGGCCGUACCGGACGGUGUGUGCCCGCGCAGCCGAGGACUCCACCGUGCUGCGCCUGCCGGUCGAGGCCUUCUCGGCCGUCUUCGAGAAGUACCCCGAGAGCCUGGUCAGGGUUGUGCAGAUCAUCAUGGUGCGGCUGCAGCGCGUCACCUUCCUGGCCUUGCACAACUACCUGGGCUUGACCAACGAGCUCUUCAGCCACGACAUGCAGCCCCUGAAGCUCUUCCCGCAGCCUGGCCACGCCGCCCGCACCAGCCCCGUCCGGCACGGCAAGCGCGGCCUGGGCAGCACCGACGAGGGCCGGGACACCGCCGAGCUGAUGAAAGCCGCCGGCCUGGAGGCGCCGGCGCCGCCGCCGCCGCUGAGCCGCUGCAUCUCCAUGCCCGUGGACAUCUCUGGCAUCCAGAAGGGUCCGCGCUCCGAUUUCGACAUGGCCUACGAGCGCGGGCGCAUCUCGGUGUCGCUGCAGGAGGACAGCACCGGCGCCUUCGGGCAGGUGUCCCAGGAGCCCAAGGAGCGCAAGUCGGUGACGCUGGAGGAGCAGCCCUCGGGGAUCUACCACUACAGCUCCUGCGAGGAGGACACGGCCACGGGGACAGGGACAGGGACAGGGACGUGUCCCUUCGGGCCCUACCAGGGCCGCCAGACCAGCGACAUCUUCGAGGAGGCCAAGCAGGAGCUCAUCAAGCUCAUGAAGAUCGAGGACCCUUCUCUCCUCAACAACCGCGUCCUGCUCCACCACGCUAAGGCUGGCACGGUCAUCGCCCGCCAGGGCGACCAGGACGUGAGCCUGCACUUUGUGCUCUGGGGGUGCCUGCACGUGUACCAGCGCAUGAUCGACAAGGAGGAGGACGUGUGCCUGUUCCUGACGCAGCCCGGCGAGCUGGUGGGACAGCUGGCCGUGCUCACCGGGGAACCCCUCAUCUUCACCAUCAAGGCCAACCGUGACUGCACCUUCCUCAAGAUCUCCAAGUCCGACUUCUACGAGAUCAUGCGGGAGCAGCCCAGCGUGGUGCUGAGCGUCGCCCACACCGUGGCCGCCCGCAUGUCGCCCUUCGUGCGCCAGAUGGACUUCGCCAUCGACUGGAUGGCCGUGGAGGCCGGCCGGGCGCUCUACAGGCAGGGGGACAAGUCGGACUGCACCUACAUCGUGCUCAACGGGCGGCUGCGCUCGGUCAUCCAGAAGGGCAGCGGCAAGAAGGAGCUGGUGGGCGAGUACGGCCGCGGUGACCUCGUGGGCGUGGUGGAGGCGCUGACGCGGCAGCCCCGGGCCACCACGGUGCACGCGGUGAGGGACACGGAGCUGGCCAAGCUGCCCGAGGGGACCCUCAACAACAUCAAGCGCCGAUACCCGCAGGUGGUCACCCGCCUCAUCCACCUCCUGAGCCAGAAGAUCUUGGGGAACCUCCAGCAGCUCCGCGGGCCCUUCGCAGGGUCCGGCCUGGGCAUGGCCUCCAGCUCGGAGCCCAUCAACCCCACCAGCAACCUGUCGACGGUGGCGGUGCUGCCCGUGUGCGACGAGGUGCCCAUGGCGGCCUUCACGCUGGAGCUGCAGCACGCGCUCAACGCCAUCGGCCCCACGCUGCUCCUCACCAGCGACAUCAUCCGCGCCCGCCUGGGCUCCUCGGCUCUGGAGAGCAUCCAGGAGUACCGGCUGUCCGGCUGGCUGGCGCAGCAGGAGGACCUGCACCGCAUCGUGCUCUACCAGACCGACUGCACGCUGACCCCCUGGACGCUGCGCUGCAUCCGCCAGGCCGACUGCGUGCUCAUCGUGGGGCUGGGCGACCAGGAGCCCGCCCUGGGCGAGCUGGAGCAGAUGCUGGAGAACGCGGCGGUGCGGGCGCUGAAGCAGCUGGUGCUGCUGCACCGCGAGGACGGCGCCGGCCCGGCGCGCACCGUCGAGUGGCUCAACAUGCGCAGCUGGUGCUCGGGCCACCUGCACAUCCGCUGCCCUCGCCGCGUCUUCUCGCGCCGCAGCCCCGCCAAGCUGCGGGAGAUGUACGAGAAGGUGUUUGAGAAGAGCGCCGACCGGCACAGCGACUUCUCGCGCCUGGCGCGCGUCCUCACCGGCAACACCAUCGCCCUGGUGCUGGGCGGCGGCGGCGCCAGGGGCUGCUCGCACAUCGGGGUCAUCAAGGCCAUGGAGGAGUCGGGGAUCCCCAUCGACCUCGUGGGGGGCACCUCCAUCGGCGCCUUCAUCGGCGCGCUCUACGCCGAGGAGCGCAGCGCCGUGCGCACCAAGCAGCGGGCACGGGAGUGGGCCAGGUGCAUGAAUUCCGUUUUUGAGACCGUGCUGGACCUCACCUACCCCAUCACCUCCAUGUUCUCGGGCUCGGCCUUCAACGCCAGCAUCAACCGAGUCUUCCAGGACAAACAGAUCGAGGACCUGUGGCUGCCCUACUUCAACGUCACCACGGACAUCACGGCCUCGGCCAUGCGGGUGCACACGGACGGCAGCCUCUGGCGCUACGUCCGAGCCAGUGCCUCCUAUACCCCCUACCUGCCUCCGCUCUGCGACCCCAAGGACAGCCACUGGCUGGUGGACGGCUGCUAUGUUAACAAUGUCCCAGGCUCGCUCUGGCGCUACGUGCGCGCCAGCAUGACCCUCUCGGGGUACCUGCCCCCGCUCUGCGACCCCAAGGACGGCAACCUCCUGAUGGACGGGGGGUACAUCAACAACCUGCCAGCCGACAUCGCGCGCAACAUGGGCGCCAAGACGGUCAUCGCCAUCGACGUGGGCAGCCAGGACGAGACCGACCUGUGCAACUACGGCGACUCCUUGUCCGGCUGGUGGCUCCUCUGGAAGCGCCUCAACCCCUGGGCCGAGAAGGUCAAGGUGCCGGACAUGGCGGAGAUCCAGUCGCGCCUGGCCUACGUGUCCUGCGUGCGGCAGCUCGAGGUGGUCAAGUCCAGCUCCUACUGCGAGUACAUCCGGCCACCCAUUGACCGCUUCAAGACCAUGGACUUCGGCAAGUUCGAUGAGAUCUACGACGUGGGCUACCAGCACGGCAAGCUGGUGUUCGAGGGCUGGAGCCGCGGGGACAUCAUCGAGAAGAUGGUCAAGGACCGGCGCUCGGCCGACUUCUACGAGAGCAAACGCAUGGACGUGCUCACCUGUCCCAGCGCUGGUUUCACGGACCUGGCUGAGAUCGUGUCGCGCAUCGAGCCCGCCCAGCCCUACCUGUCGGACGGCUACGGCGACGAGGAGUCCGAUUACCUGACCGAGUACGAGGACGAGGGCCCGGAGUCGCUGCGGGGCGAGGAGGACGCGGCCGAGUGGGGCAGCGCCGAGGCCGAGGAGGAGAAGCCCCUCCGGCACCGCCCGAGCACGGCCGGGACCCCCCCGCCCCCCCCCGCGGACCCCGACGGCUUCUGAGGGACCCCCGGCGGCACCGCCCCUCCCCCACCCGCGCCCCGGGACCCCCGAUGUCCCCUCAGUGUCCCCCCCCCCUGCCCGGGUGGCCCUGGGGUGACACUGGGGGGGGUCCCCGGACCCCCAAUGUCCCCCCAAUGUCCCCCCCCUGCCCCUGUGACCCUGAGGUGACAUUGGGGGGGGUCCCAGGACUCCCAAUGUCCCCUGAUGUCCCCCCUGUCCCCUCCCUGCCCGGGUGGCCUUGGGGUGACACUGGGGGGGGUCCCAGGACCCCCAAUGUCCCCUGAUGUCCCCCCUGUCCCCUCCCUGCCCGGGUGGCCUUGGGGUGACACUGGGGGUCCCCUCAAUGUCCCCUCAAUGUCCCCCCCACCUCUCUGAGAGGCCCUGGGGUGGCACUGGGGGGGUCCCGGGACCCCCAAUGUCCCCUCGAUGUCCCCUCAGUGUCCCCCCCAGCCUGGGUGGCCCUGUGGGGUCCCAGGACCCCCAAUGUCCCCUCGAUGUCCCCCCCACCUCCCUGAGAGGCCCUGGGGUGUCAUUGGGGGGUCCCCGAUGUCCCCUCGAUGUCCCCUCCCUGCCCGGGUGGCCCUGGGGUGACACUGGGGGGGGGUCCCAGGACCCCCAAUGUCCCCCCGAUGUCCCCCCAAUGUCCCCCCG
This is a messenger RNA of Vidua chalybeata, 4859 nucleotides long. It is a transcript of the gene PNPLA6, whose product is annotated as patatin like phospholipase domain containing 6. The record is from RefSeq and is a predicted model, not a curated record. Gene Ontology annotation, cellular component: endoplasmic reticulum. Gene Ontology annotation, biological process: phosphatidylcholine metabolic process. The transcript is spliced from 37 exons. Gene Ontology annotation, molecular function: phosphatidylcholine lysophospholipase A1 activity. The coding region runs from base 78 to 4208 and encodes 1376 amino acids. Lineage: Eukaryota; Metazoa; Chordata; Aves; Passeriformes; Viduidae.